AUGGCUAAACCUGUGUGCAAGUUCUGGAAGCAGGGGAAGUGUAACAAGGGUGCAUACUGUAAUUUUGCCCAUUCAGAUCCGCAAGGUAGCAAUGACAAGACUAACUCCGGAGAGGUGAAUAAGAUUUACUCUUUGAGCGACUUCAUCUCCAACGGUGCUGUUGACAGAAAAGCAAGAGAAAUUAAACAAGAUAUGGACGAAUAUAGUGAAAUUAAAUGCAUCCCUGCACUUUCGUCGUAUGGGCUUGCGCAUCCUGCCGUAAACAACCUCAUAUCAGGGAGAGAUUUAUCCUUUGAAGAAAUGAGAUUGAAGUACUUGGAAGCACAAGCAAGUAACACUGUGCAGCAAUUCGAAAAGGACAUGAAUCUUCGUGCACAAGAUAUGAUGUACUGUGUGGGUCAAAUUAAAAAUAGAGAGAGUGUAGCAGUACGAUAUCAACAAAAAAGUGCAGAGAAUCCGAAUAUAACACCGAAGCCUUUCAUAAUGCUGCUCGAAGAGAGUGUAAAAAAUAUAGAGAGCGGAGGAGGCUCUCCAUUUGGAAAUCUGGCAUUUGGAAAUAAUGCUGGAGCCAGUGCUUUUGGCAACUUGAAUACUGGAGGAUCGGCUUUCUCAAAUCAAAAUAAAGGAUCUGUGUUCGGAAACACCUCGAGUGCUCUGUCUGCCCCAUCUGCAUUUGGGAAUUCAGGGUUUGGGGCCAGUUCAUUUGGCUCUGGAGCUAGUACUGGCGCUUUCGGCUCACAAAAUACAGGUGCAUUUAGUGCUGCUGGUACCCCUGGUGCAGCAUUUGGUUCCACUAAUGGCACUAGUAGUGCAUUUGGUGCUAGUGGUGCUAGUAACGGCGGUGCAUUUGGUAGCGCAGGAUUUGGUAGUAAGCCCGCAACAAGCUCAGCUUUUGGAUCUGCUGGAUUUGGUGGGACUGCUGUUAAUACUACUUCUACAACAGCAACGGGAUCGGCGUUUGGUAGCUCUGGAUUUGGUGGACAAGCGGGUUCUAGUCCAUUUGGCAGCUCUGGCUUUGGAAGUUCGGGAUUCGGAGCAAAGUCUGCUGCUUCUACUUUUGGUACUCAAGCGAACACCACUAGUAAUGGUAGCACUGGUCUGGUAUUUGGUGCUGCGAAGAGCACAAACCUGGCAUUUGGUAGCCUGGGUUUGGGCGCAAGCUCUGCGCUGCCGUUUGGGAGUGCUACUACCAACGCGGCUCCCCUGGCAUUUGGAAAUGCUGCUGCUACAAACACUACCCCACUGGCCUUUGGAAAUGCUGCUACGACCAAUAAUACUUCACUGGCAUUUGGUGCUGGUGCAACUUCAAACCCCUUUGGAAGUGCAACAACAAGUUCCAACCCAUUUGGCUCCAGCCAAACCAACCCACUGCCAUUUGGUGCCAAGCCAACUACUUCAUCACCCUUUGGUGCGAACCCAACAAACGCCCUGCCGUUUGGAACCAAUAAUUCUUCUGUUGCAGCCAGUGCUCUGCCGUUUGGUUCAAGCAAUGUAACUGCCGCUAACCUGUUUGGAGUCAACCUGGCUAGUGCUACCCUGACUCUGACUCCAUUUGGACAAAAUAACAAUAAUAAUAGCAACUCUGUUGAUAUCUCGUCAAAUAAUCCUGAAUUAUCUGAACUUGGUCCAGAAAUAAUUGAAGCCUUCAAGGCAGUUUCGUUCAAGUUAGGCCUGGUUCCAGACAUCCCACCACCUCCGUCCAUAUGUAUAUAG
This is a messenger RNA of Dujonia railenensis, 1713 nucleotides long. The record is from the annotation of a GenBank genome assembly. Lineage: Eukaryota; Fungi; Ascomycota; Pichiomycetes; Serinales; Debaryomycetaceae.